Molecule: messenger RNA, 378 nt
Organism: Rhizophagus irregularis DAOM 181602=DAOM 197198
Lineage: Eukaryota; Fungi; Glomeromycota; Glomeromycetes; Glomerales; Glomeraceae
Source: RefSeq, a predicted model, not a curated record
AUGACCGCUACUCUGUCAGUUAUCGCACUUGUAGUACGUUUAAGAGAAUCCUCUCACACAGCAUUUGGGGACGCUAUCUAUCGUGAGAAAGUUUCCAAUGAAAAUCCUGUUUUUGGAUUCAAACAGUUUUCAAACGCGCUGCACGAUUAUAAUGAGGCGUUUAAAGAAGGGGACUUAGUCCAUUUUGGUGGAAAGUUCACUAUUGAUGACAAUAAAUUAAUGCUCUUAGUUGAAGCGGCAUGUGUGCUAGAAACUCAAUUAGGACGUAAUGGAGAACGUUUGAAAUGGGAACCUGAAAAAAUUCCAUCAACAAAGCCGUUCGUUCAUAUCACUACUUCUGCUUGUGAACCAUUGUCAACAUCAAAUAAUAUGAAUUUU